GCCGUGGCGUAGGAUUAAGGAAUCAAGAUCGCAAUGGCUGCUCCACCUGCUAGGGCACGGGCUGAUUACGAUUACCUCAUCAAGCUUCUCCUGAUCGGCGACAGCGGCACUAAUGCUAUAUCACCAUUAAAGCUGUGCCUGGAUAAGUGCCUGCAGAUAGGAAGCUCGGGUCAUUUGUUUAUGCAACUGAAGAUAUAUGUUUGGGUUCAAGUGGACAACAAAGACUUCUCUCGGCAUAUAAGCUUAGAGUUGUAGCGAUUGGCACUUCUAAUAUGGAGGUUUCCAUGCUUUGGUAUCAACAUUCUUCUAUAGGUGUCGGUAAGAGUUGCCUCCUUUUGCGGUUUUCUGAUGGUUCCUUCACUACAAGCUUCAUUACUACCAUCGGUAUUGAUUUUAAGAUAAGGACUAUUGAGCUAGAUGGCAAGCGGAUUAAACUGCAAAUUUGGGAUACGGCUGGUCAGGAGCGCUUUCGAACUAUAACAACUGCUUACUAUCGAGGUGCCAUGGGUAUCUUGCUUGUUUAUGAUGUCACUGAUGAGUCAUCUUUUAACAACAUAAGGAAUUGGAUUCGCAACAUCGAACAACAUGCAUCUGAUAAUGUCAACAAGAUUCUUGUGGGCAACAAGGCUGACAUGGAUGAGAGCAAAAGAGCUGUGCCAACUGCAAAGGGACAAGCACUUGCUGAUGAGUAUGGAAUUAAGUUCUUUGAAACUAGUGCAAAGACAAAUCUAAAUGUGGAACAGGUCUUCUUUUCGAUAGCUAGAGAUAUCAAGCAAAGACUUGCAGAAACCGAUAACAAACCUGAGGAUCGGACAAUCAAGAUUAACAAACCAGAUCAGGCAGCUGCUGAGGGUACUGCAGCAUCAAGAUCAGCAUGCUGUGGAUCUUGAGAGAAUGAUGGGGGUUGUGUGGGAUGGUUUGGGUGUAGUAGUCGUAACUAAUUUGCUUGUCAUAGGUAGUGAUGCUAUGAUUAUAAUGGAGACACGGCGCGUGCUUGUGAUUUUAAUCCUUAUAAUUUUCGCUGACAUUGGGUCUUAGACGGGUGAACUAAUCCGACAAUUCUUUCUCGCUUUGGGAUUGCGAACUUGCGAUUCCUAUUCUAUUGUCUUUUUGAAAUCAGUGUUGGAUUGAAUGCUUUACCAUCUUUCUGUCACAUCAGCGUGCCAGAUUUUGUC
Musa acuminata subsp. malaccensis (wild Malaysian banana) is the source of this 1175-nucleotide messenger RNA. RefSeq names its product ras-related protein RABE1c. The record is from RefSeq and is a predicted model, not a curated record. Gene Ontology annotation, biological process: protein secretion; regulation of exocytosis. NCBI's taxonomy places the organism in Eukaryota, Viridiplantae, Streptophyta, Magnoliopsida, Zingiberales, Musaceae. Gene Ontology annotation, cellular component: intracellular membrane-bounded organelle; plasma membrane. Gene Ontology annotation, molecular function: GTP binding; GTPase activity.